CAACCCUUGGUGAAAUUUUCACAAACCAACAAUUUUCCUUCGCAGAGCAAAUCGUCACCCCCGGAGGCAACAAAAAUGACCGAGGAUCUCAAAUUGAUAGUGUUGGAAGUGAACAAACUCCUCGAGACAGAUUACAAUCUGAUCACGUUUGAUUCGUUGUCACCCGAUUCGUUACUGCAGGUGUUGGUAGACGUUCUCCAUGCGUUCGGUGCCAUCGAUAAGCUGGAUGUUCGUGAGAAUGAUCCGGAAGAAACGAACGUGCAGGUAAUGGAUGCGCUGCGGAGAAUUCAGUAUCGCCCCCCGGGAGAUGUGGACGAUCCCGGCGCGUUCCGGCGAGGGCUAGUGCGGGCUGAGAAGAAACUCAUCCACCCGAUAGUGAGGUGGGCGUUGGAGAAUCGAGAGCGGGUUAAGAAGUCGUCCUAUUUAGCGAGAUUUCUAAUCCCCUUGGACCUGCCUCCGGAGGCUAUGUCUAUGCCUGAGUUGAGCAACCUCUGGGGACAAUAUUUGCAGACGAUGGAUGACUUCAAGGAUGCGCAUCGAGCAUACGAGCAGUCCGUGCACGAGGGUGCUCAAACCAGGGAGCUACGCAGUGACAUUGGAGCUAUUGAAGCGGAGAUCGAGAAUGUUAAGAAACGCAUCGAAAGAACCCAGGCCCGGCUGGAUAAGGUACCGCAGCAAGAACUACUGCUGGAGGCUGCCAACAGUUUGAGGAUCGAGAAAGAACGCCAGAAGGAACUGCUCACUCAAAUAGAGGAACAAAAGCAGGGCCUACAUCGUGCAAGCAUGAUCCACGAUAGGCUGCAGAAGGAUCUUCAUAACGCUAAAAUGUCUGUUCAAGGUGCAACUCCCCAGAAUCUGAUGGAUAGUAUCAUUGAGGAAACCCAAGUGUUGGAGUUUAUGGUCCAACAGAAGCUACCACAUGAGCUUCUCCAGCGUCGUUCAGAAGUACAGAUUCUACAGGAAGUAAUUGAUGAACCCAACAUCACGCGAAGCGAUCUCCAUGAAUUGCAAAAUAAAAUCGAAGAGCUAAAUCGCGAGAUUCAGAAACACGUUGAAGUCCGCAUGGCAGAUUACAACACCCACAAUGAUACUCUCGGGCCGUUUCGCCAACAGGCGGCGAUGGUCGCCCGCAACAAGGAAGCUGCCGCAGAACAACUCGAUCAGAUGACUAAAGAAGUGCGUGAAAUCGAUAAACAGCUGCAGGAUAAGCAGCGGAAGCUGCAGGAAACUGUGGGUGAAGUGAUUCUUCGCGGCGAGGAACUUAAACAGUUCGUUAAUACGCUCCGCGCUAAGAGUAACGUCUACAAGCAGCAGCGAGCGGAAUUGGCGUCCGUUAAAGCCGAAGUGGCGGACCUCGGCCAGACACUGGAGAAUCUGAAAGCUCACGAUCCAUCCCUCUCGGGAUCGCUGUCCCAAGUCGCGGAUGAUGAGUCCUCUCUGGCGGACAGCAUCACUGGUGGGAGCGAUUCCGGUGGUCGUCCGGAUUCACCCGGGAUUGCAUCCCGCGGUAUAACCGAACUAACUCGGCUGGUCGAUGGGCUGCAGCGAGCCGUGACCGCCGCGAGGGAGCGCGUCACACCACUGUCGCAGCAGUUGAGACCACUGAGGGAACGGAUUAUUGAGCUGAAGGACGAAAUGGAUUCCAAAAAGCAGUCUUACGAUGCACUGAUUGCCACCCUGAAUGCCGAAUCCGCUGUGAUGCAGUCCAAAACGAUCGACGCCGAAAAGGCAAUCAAGGCGCUCGAACAGCAGUGGCAGGAAUUGCAGCUCGAGCACGAACGGUCCGAACUGCUGCUGGAGAAGGCUAACGAGGAGAUCGCUAAUUUGGCUGCCAUCGGCGAUCCAUCCGGUGAUGGGGCUGCUGAAAAAACGCGUGUUUCGCUCAAGGAAUCGUUGACUCAGCAGAUCUUCGAGCAGGAAACCAUCGGGAAGCGUCUGGCAGAGGACCGCAAUACGUUCCAGGGGAACAAAGCAGAUCGGCAGCGCCAGCAGGAUAUGUGGACAGAUUUGCGAAAAUUGUUUGAAAUUAAGAUAAGAUGCUUCCACGAUGACAAGCAGCGUGGACCGGGAGGAACGCUGUCCGUUAGUCGAGGUGGGGCGGAAACGUUCAUCCUGCAGUGAAUCAGUUUAGAUGCGGACGCGAUUACUGCUAUUUGAAGGGAAAUUUCAACAAAAUACACUAAAUAAUAAUUUUACAGAAAAGAAGCAUUGUAAAGACAGGAAAAAUAUAUCAAUCAGCCCAAAAACACAUCUAAAAUAUAAUGAAAUGUAAAGAUUGCGUGAAUAAUUAAAAGAAAUAUCUCUCAAUUUUGA
This is a messenger RNA of Toxorhynchites rutilus septentrionalis, 2313 nucleotides long. Its product is annotated as intraflagellar transport protein 81 homolog. Gene Ontology annotation, cellular component: intraciliary transport particle B; cilium; centrosome. Gene Ontology annotation, biological process: cilium assembly; intraciliary transport. The transcript has 3 exons. Bases 76 to 2121 code for a protein of 681 amino acids. Gene Ontology annotation, molecular function: tubulin binding. The record is from RefSeq and is a predicted model, not a curated record. NCBI's taxonomy places the organism in Eukaryota, Metazoa, Arthropoda, Insecta, Diptera, Culicidae.